Fusarium coffeatum is the source of this 1287-nucleotide messenger RNA. RefSeq lists its product as uncharacterized. The coding region runs from base 1 to 1287 and encodes 428 amino acids. The transcript is spliced from 2 exons. The record is from RefSeq and is a predicted model, not a curated record. Lineage: Eukaryota; Fungi; Ascomycota; Sordariomycetes; Hypocreales; Nectriaceae.
AUGCUGGAAUACUUGACAUACAAAAAGAUUAAGAAGAACAGAGCCGAGAAAGCUGCGGCCGCCGAGGAGGCUGCGAAAAAGACCGAAGCUGGAUCUUCUGUCGAUCCAAGCCAUGGGCGGGUACCCGACUUUGACAAGAGCGCAAGCCGCCAACAGCCUACAAGGCGAAGCACUCACCGCAGCCAGAGUUCUACCACUCCUCCCUUGAGCCCGGUUCUUGACCGCAGUGACGAAGCUUGGCUUCGAAGCAUCCUAGAGGACGAUAGUCCGGCUCCGCCACUGCCUCCGCGAGUCAACACUCCCCAGAUUGAUCUAUCUUCUGCGUCAGAUAAUGAGAUAGAGGCCAUGAGACCUCCUGAAAAGAUACACGACAAGAAGGAUAAGAAGAAGGACAAGAAAACGAAAGAGAAGGGUGAGAAGCAGCCAAACCGUCUUACUGCUUUGUUCGCAAGACAAAAAAAGGCGCAGGAUGGCCUCAAGCCAGUGGAUAAUGUCGCCAAACAGGAAGCUGAGCGUGAGGAGGAGGAUCUCGGCAAUGUUCUUGAUCGCUUGAACCUUCAAGCCAAGAACAACAAAAUCGUCUCCCUAUCUAAUGAGUCCUCCGAGCUGCUGUCUCGCUUUACGCAGGUCUUCAAGGACCUUGCCAAUGGUGUGCCGACAGCUUAUGGAGACCUUGCGAGCCUUGUGGAGGAUCGGGACGGUGCCAUUAACCGUGGCUUCGAAAAACUGCCUGCCUCCUUGAAGAAGCUCGUCACACAGCUUCCCGAUAAGCUUACUUCGUCCCUGGCACCCGAAUUACUGGCAGCCGCGGCGAAAAGUCAAGGUCUUGAGGCUAAUACGGAUAAGGGCCUUAAGGACGCCGCUAUCGAUCUCCUCAAGCCAUCGAAUCUGACGGAUCUGGUGACGAAGCCUGGAGCUGUCGUCGGUAUGCUCAAGGCGAUCGUAAACGCCCUGAAGGUGCGAUGGCCUGCCUUUAUCGGCACCAACGUUAUUUGGAGUGUCGCUUUAUUCUUGCUGAUGUUCGUGCUGUGGUACUGUCAUAAGAGAGGACGCGAAGUGCGACUUGAACGUGAGAAGUCUGCUGCCGAGACUCCUCUCGACGGUAGUAGUCGUAUCGAGGAACUCCCAGAUGACCCUCUUCUUCCGGGACCAGAGGAAGCGACGGCAAGACGUAACGCUGACAGGGCGGCACUUGGACUUGGUGACCCUGUGUCUCCUAUGUCUGAAAGAUCGCCCCAUCCGUAUAUUUCCGAACCAGUCUCGCCCAUGGAGCCGGUUCGUCGUUGA